Messenger RNA from Anguilla rostrata (American eel), 3956 nucleotides. Its product is annotated as carbohydrate sulfotransferase 11-like. The record is from RefSeq and is a predicted model, not a curated record. The coding region runs from base 524 to 1546 and encodes 340 amino acids. Gene Ontology annotation, biological process: carbohydrate biosynthetic process; proteoglycan biosynthetic process. NCBI's taxonomy places the organism in Eukaryota, Metazoa, Chordata, Actinopteri, Anguilliformes, Anguillidae. Gene Ontology annotation, cellular component: membrane. Gene Ontology annotation, molecular function: sulfotransferase activity. The transcript is spliced from 3 exons.
UGACUAGGGGGUAGUUAUUACGUCAUGCAUGGCCAUUUACUGCCGUCCAUGUUAUGGGAAAGUUUAGAGUUAACAGGAAAACCGACGUUUCGGCAAAUUGAGGCGAUGCCUUUAAACCGCUUGGACUGUAAAAUAUGCGGCACCGGCAUUACUUCUUAGUAGUUAAGCCUGGGAGAAACGUGCUCAGUUAGCCAGCUUGGUACCGCAAAGUGUGCUUCUUACUUGCAGUUAUCCAGAGGCUUUGGCUAUUUAUUAGCCACUUGUCUGUCAGGGUUUUUUUGUUUUUUUUUUUCUUUCUGCGAUGUUGCUGUACGGGUCAGUAGAUUUAAGCGAUCUGAGUGUACAUGAUGUUCUUUAAAGAUGACGACUUUCACAACUGCGAAUAACCACCAGGUCAGCGACACUCAAAGAAAAUUCAUAGUAACUUUUUCUUAACGCUACUCUUUUCUCGGCGAGCAGAAGGACUGUCUCGCAUGAACCACCGCGGGACCAGGUUUAGGCGCUGCCAAUUCGAAGAUUCAGGAUGAGAAAACCCAAGGUGUGUCGGAUGAUUCUGGCGACAUGUGUGGGUUCUUUCAUCGUAGUCGUGUUUUACUUUCAGACCAGCUUAAAACCAGCUGCGGAGCAGGGUAGUGGGCAGGCGGACUGGCAGGGGAAGUCUGGGAGAAGCCCACUGCAGACGCUCUAUGAGGGUGACCAGCUGGACCCGUCGGCCGCACAGGUGACGCAUCAGGGCCGGAGGCAGAUUCUGGAGGACGCCUGCCGCACCUACACCAGGAAGAGGCGGGUUCUGAUACCGGAGGACCUCAAGCACUUAAUCGUGGACGACCAACACAGGCUCCUCUACUGCUAUGUGCCCAAGGUGGCCUGCACCAACUGGAAGCGCGUGCUGAUGGUGCUGACGGGCGACGGGCGCUACCGCGACCCCCUCAAGAUCCCAGCCAACGAGGCCCACGUGGCGGGCAACCUGCGCACGCUGUCCGAGUACUCGACGGCCGAGAUCAACCACCGCCUGCGCACCUACCUGAAGUUCGUCUUCGUGCGGGAGCCGUUCGAGCGCCUGGUCUCGGCCUACCGCAACAAGUUCACCCGCAGCUACAACACGGCCUUCCACAAGCGCUACGGCACCAAGAUCAUCCGCAAGCACCGGCCCAACCCACGGCCCGAGGCCCUGGACCGGGGCAACGACGUCUCGUUCGAGGAGUUUGUGUACUACCUGGUGGACCCGCACACCCAGCGCGAGGAGCCCUUCAACGAGCACUGGGAGCGGGUGCACUCGCUCUGCCACCCCUGCCUCAUCCACUACGACGUGGUGGGCAAGUACGAGACGCUGGAUCAGGACUCGCGCUACGUGCUGCAGCUGGCCGGCGCCGAGGCCGAGGUGCGCUUCCCCACCUCGGCCAAGAGCGCGCGGACUACGGGCGACAUGGCGGCCCAGUUCUUCCACAACAUCAGCCCCUUCUAUCAGAAGAAACUGUACAACCUCUACAAGAUGGACUUCCUGCUCUUCAAUUACUCCACGCCCGAUUACCUAAAGUUCAGAUGAGGCUGGCCUCUGGUUUUUUGGUAGGCUGGCUCUGGCAAAAGUUUUGGAUAAAGUUCUUCGAAUGUUUUCUCUCUCCUUUCAGUUGGAUGGAACUUGCUUGGAGGACGUGGCUUUGCGAAACGCCUGCUGAAAUAGGCUUUGAUUGGAUAGUGACAAUGAGAGAUUAGAAGCGGGGAUGUUCUUUGAAGCUCCGCCUAUUGCCUUCAUGUGUAAAAUGUGCGCAAGCAGUUUGCUUCUUAAGGUGGGCAAAACUGCUAGUGUGUCAAAGGCAGGACUUGUGAGCAAACCAAGCCUGUGUUUGUAAUUACAGUGGGCUGCUCCCUCGCACAUCUCCAGGUGGAUUCCCCACCCCUGCUUCCUCUCCAGGGCCUCCAGGACAUGUAGGUUUUAAUAAAUGGAAUGCUGCCUUUUUGGGAGAGUGACAGUUAAAGCGCCUUUGCCUUUUCACAGUGUUCCGAUGUCAUAUUUAUGGUUUUGUCUUUCUAUUUAUUGUGAACUAGUACUGUGAGAUUGUUAGAUUUGAAUUUGCAGGAGGCCAGAACUCAAGCAAACCAUAUCCAGAUUUCAGUCGGUCUUUGUCAGUCUCUUGGAACAACGGUUUCAUAAAAAUUAGCACACUCAUUCAUAACUUGAUUUCAUUAAGCAAAAUUGUGAGUGCUUACAGUGGGUAUAUAGGCCUAGAUAUGCCCUUUAGUGGCCAUUUACAUGGUGUGUGCUUGGACAGCUGAAUAGUUUACUUGGAGAUAAUUUUUUUAGGUAUUGACUUUCUCUAUGAAAGUGUGCAUGCCAAACCCAUGAUGAAUGGUGCUUGCAAGAUAAAACUGCAGACAAUGAUCAGCAGAAAAGGUCUAGGUGCCUUUUUAAUGAGAAUACUCACAAAGAGAAAAUUGCUGGGUACACUAUCUGAGUGGCAAUGUCAUGGGAGUCUUGUUGGCUGUAGAUGACUGGGUGAGUUAAGUCUUGCUGACCCUUUCCAGUGUGCUAUCCACAGUAACUACAUUGUUGGCUUCUGCACAUCUUCUCCUACCUUACGAAUAUUCAUGAAGAAGUGUGCUGUGUGUGUUUAUAUAUAUAUUAUGAGGGGCCAAACAGGAAAUAUAUAAAUAUAAAGCUGAAUAUAUAAAUGUAACUCUGAAUAUAUAAAUUCACUUCCCAUUCUGAAUAUAUAAAUUAAAUUGCCAAAUAUAUAAAUGUAAUUCUGAAUAUAUAAAUACAAUUCCUUAAUAUAUAAAUUUAACUCUGAAUGUAUUCAGGAAUUGUAUUUAUAUAUUUGUGUAUAUUCAGAUUUAUAUUUAUAUAUUGAGGCUUAUAUUUAUAUAUUCAGACUUACAUUUAUAUAUGUGGGCUUAUAUUUAUAUAUUCAGGAAUUAUAUUGAUAGCAGCUUUAUAUUUAUAUAUUUCCUGUUUGGCCCCUCAUAAUAUAUAUAUAUAUUCCCAUUUAGCAUUCACACGUUUAAUGCCAGAAUUCUGUGUUUCAGGGUACAUUCCUCUUAGUAAAAAUGUGUAUGUACAUUUGAUCAGGAAGCUAAUUAUUGCCCAUUACUGUCCUUGACCUUUUUGAAAUGCCUCAGCUUCAAGAGGAAAGAAACUAGGCUAUGUGUUCCAUUUGGUUGGUUAAUGAAUCUGUGGCGUUAUAUAGAGUGUCAUGGUAUACAGAUCUGUUUAUUGUAAAGAUGCUACCAAAGAGUGUCGCUUCUGGCCAAACAAAUUCUUAGAAAAGUUUAAGCAGGUGCAGCAGGCUUUCUGUGUGAAAAAUGAAUGUGGCAGUGUUAAGUCAGCUGUGUUAACGGACCCAGAUGGGUUCAGUGCUGGUGGCCAUGUUUCUCAUCUCUCAGGUGCUCACUCAUCAUUCCCAAGUGCAUUGUGGGUGAGCAGGGCUACCACAUGUAUGGUGUUAAGGUAUUGCGUUUCUCUAUUCAAUAUUUAUGUGAGAAUGUUUUUGCUAAAUCUGUAUGGUUAUUCAGAUGAUCAAACUGUACAAAGACCAAUGAAAAUACAUACGAACAAAAUUGUACAAUUGAAAAUUAAGUGAGUUAACCGCAGUCAAAGCACCCAAAACGAAUUUGUUGUUUGUUAUUGAUCUUGCAGGAGCACCACGCACUAUGGAGCCCUCAGUCGAUACAGCAGAAAUCACAUGUUUAUGAACCACAAAACUGUGAAUUUAAUAUCGGUGUGCACUAAAUUAUACAGCCAGUAGCUGUUGAACAUACAAGAUGAAAUGUAAUAAAUCAGCGUUGAAUUGAUUUUUACCCUUUGUUUUCUGCUGAUGAUUAAGCUGUUCAGUCAUGUGUACUGUGUUACUGUUGCUAAUAAGUUCACUGGAAACAUGGAUGUUUGAGUGAUUUAAUGGAUAUCUGGGCACCAUUUUCCCCAAUAAAACAAACUCACAGGACCUGUGAGCUGUCUUGAA